CUGUGAUGUUCGGCAAACAUAACAGCAUACAAGUCCAGAGAGAAGCAGAGACAGCACGACUAAGACCAGUAUUUUGAAGACUAUGGAAGAAGUUCAGCAACCGAAGCCAGACGGCGGCACAACUAGGAAGAGGGAAGACUACCUGGAAUGGCCGGAAUACUUUAUGGCUGUAGCCUUUCUAUCAGCCCAAAGGAGCAAAGACCCAAGCUCACAGGUGGGCGCGUGUAUAGUGAACCAGGAGAAUAAGAUAGUUGGCAUUGGUUACAAUGGGAUGCCCAAUGGCUGUGACGAUGAUGAGCUACCCUGGUCCCGCAGUGCUGACAACCGACUUGACACAAAAUACCCUUAUGUGUGCCAUGCAGAGCUGAAUGCCAUUAUGAACAAGAACAGCGCUGAUGUGAAAGGCUGCACCAUGUAUGUCGCUUUGUUCCCCUGCAACGAGUGUGCUAAGCUCAUCAUUCAGGCCGGUAUCAAGGAAGUGGUCUUUCAUUCUGAUAAGUACCAUGACAAACCGGAGAUGACCGCUUCCAGAAGGCUGCUCACUAUGGCAGGCAUAGGUUACAGGCAGUUCAAGCCCAAGAGGACUGAGAUUGUCAUUGAUUUUAAUUCCAUUAACCACCCUGGAAUGCUGAACAGCGCCAAGUGAAAAAGCAAACGGCUCACCUUGGGGAGCUGAAUGAGGCAGGGAGGUAGAGGCACACUGACGAGAUUGAAAGGGACUUUGAUGCCUCUUUUCUGUAUGUCUUCUUGCCCCCCGCUUUGUCCAAAGGAAAACUGAAGGAUACCUUGACUUUGGCUUCUUUUUAUAUUCUGAUUACCUGGAUAUUAAAGAUGGUUUAAUUUGACGCUUGGCCCUUUGUGGAUGGCUGUGGCAGAAGGUCUUUCGAUGCUGCUUUGACACUUUUUUCCCCUUUUAGAACUCUCUCCGGGUUCAGGCAUACACAGGGACUCUGAACACACUUUCUCCAAUGUUUUAAAUAUCUUUUGUGUUGUGAAUCUGAUCUUGUCUCAUCUGUCUGCUUAGGGGAAAACCAGAAAUCAGCUUUGCUUUUUUUUUUUUUUUUUUUUUUUUUUUUUUUUUUUUUUUUCCCUCUCUCGAAGGUUCCAGAUUAGUGUAGAGGCACCUUGACAAUUAGUUCAUUUGACCUUUCACAUUCACAGUGGAAGCUGCAUUCAGUCGUUUCACGAUUUGGUUCAUUCAAGCUGUCUGUCCAACCAGGAAGUAGCUCCUGUUACAUUUUAGUCUGUGUUCUAAUUUUAAGUGUAGUUUUUUUCUUCAGACGGGCAUCUAGUACUGUACUACAGCUCACAUGGCAGCACACCUCUGAGACCUAUGGCAACCAAGGCUAACGCAAUCAUUUAUUUUAUUAACUGAUAAAAUAACACCAGUUUGUCAGAUUAGAAGGAUUAAUGGAGCUGCUUUAUUAGCUCCUCUUAUCUUUACACAAUGUUUCUGUUUCUGGGUGCAUGAUAUGAGUUGUUUUUAAAUUCCCUGUCGGGGAUAUGCAUCUCAUCUUAGUUUUAAUAACCAUUUUACAAUUGUUUUCUGAAAGAUGUUGCUGUCUUCAGUUGGUGAGACAAAGUUUCUGUAAUAUGUUAUUGUCGAAUGUCUUUCUUUCAACCAUAGUAAAAAUGAUGCAGCAGAUUCUGUUCAACACUAUUUUUAUUUUAGAUACAUUUUAUAAUACCAAAAAGAAACGUGUAUCUGUGGUGACUGUUAUACCUAUACUAUUUAAGAUGGAAGCAGUUUAUUCUUUUGCUGUUCUGCUGUCUAACAUGCUGUUACGAGGGUAUGAAGGCUAAUCAUUUUGUCACGUGUGUUGAUUAUGUACAUGUGUGCUUUCACACUAGUAACUGGGGAAACACUUCUCUCAUCCAUCAUUCCUUCAACCAUGCCAGCUGUCAGUCAAUAAAGUGCUGGACCACAUG
Messenger RNA from Anarrhichthys ocellatus (wolf-eel), 1929 nucleotides. RefSeq names its product dCMP deaminase (gene dctd). The transcript is spliced from 6 exons. Bases 83 to 646 code for a protein of 187 amino acids. The record is from RefSeq and is a predicted model, not a curated record. Gene Ontology annotation, cellular component: cytoplasm. Lineage: Eukaryota; Metazoa; Chordata; Actinopteri; Perciformes; Anarhichadidae. Gene Ontology annotation, molecular function: zinc ion binding; dCMP deaminase activity.